Messenger RNA from Protopolystoma xenopodis, 573 nucleotides. The record is from the annotation of a GenBank genome assembly. Lineage: Eukaryota; Metazoa; Platyhelminthes; Monogenea; Polystomatidea; Polystomatidae.
UUGUGUCCAGAUAGAUGUUUUGCACGCAUCUCCUCGUCCAGCAACCAAUGCCCAAGUGAUCAGUACGUGACUCGUUGGGCCUACCUUUCCGAGGUGCGCCAGUGCGUGAUGGUACGCGAGUGUCCUUUGAAGAAGAGCAAAAGAGGUACCAUUCGACCGACCGGCAACAAUUUCGCGACUCGCAGUCACUGCGAGGUGACUUGCAUGCCGAAAAGCAUGGAAGAGGUGUGUCGCCUGCCUCGAGACCCUGGUCCCUGUCAUCAUAGCCAACCGCGCUUCUUUUACAACCCCAGACUCGGCAGUUGUCAACCCUUUCUGUAUGGCGGUUGCCUAGGCAAUUUGAACCGCUUCCUCACACGGCCUGAAUGCCGAAGUGCUUGCGGCGGCCUUCGGCUUAGCAAUGGACUGACGGAACUUCAAGCAGUCGGAUUCAACUCUACUGAGCAUCAAGACUCAACCGAAAUUAUGGAGGAAAGAAUAAAUGCUACCUUAAGUGGAAUCUCUUUACCAAAAGAGCUGUUAGUCAGAAUGAAACGGUUGGCCCAACAACACUCCGAACGAUUUUGUAAGUGA